AUGAAAUCAUCAUCGACUCUUUUGAACAAAUUGUUAUCAAGAAAUUCAUCAUCGGCAUCGACAACAGCCUUAUCAUCAGCCAUUACUAGGUCAUUUUCGUCUUCAUUCUCUUUUCAAUAUGCUCCAAGAGUGUUGAUAACAGGAAGCAAUGGACAAAUUGGUGUUGAAUUGUCUGCUGCUAUCAGAGCCAGAUUUGGAAAGGAGAGUGUUGUUACUAGUGAUGUUUCACUUCCAAGCAUUGAAUCUCUUCAAAGAGGAGAGCCUUUUGUUUUCUUGGACGUCAACAACAAGUCAAGACUUGAGGGAAUUGUUAAGAAGGAAGGAAUUACUCACAUCAUUCACAAUGCUGCAUUUUUGUCUGCUGCAGCUGAGAGAACCCAAUUCCUGCAUUGGAUAUUUAUUCCAUCUUCUAUUGCUGCAUUUGGUCCAACAACUCCUUUAGAUUUAACACCAGAUGUCACCGUCCAAAGACCAACAACUAUUUAUGGUAUCGGAAAAGUUUAUGCUGAACACAUGGGAGAAUAUUAUGCCUACAAACAUGGUGUCGAUUUCAGAUCUUUGCGUUAUCCUGGAAUUAUUAGCUAUUUGACUGAACCAGGAGGUGGUACUACAGAUUGGUCUGUUUACAUGUUCUAUUAUGCCCUUAAAGGCGAAUCGUAUGAGUGCUUUGUCAGUGAGAAUACUCCAUUACCAAUGAUGUACAUGAGUGAUUGUAUUCGUGCCACCAUUAAAUACAUUUUCGAUUUGACCAAUGAAGAUUUGAAGAAGGCCAAUCAACGAACCUUUAACAUUACCAGUUUCUCACUCACUCCUGGAAUGCUUCAUCGUGCCAUUCAAAAAUACAUUCCAUCAUUCCAAGUGACCUACAAACCAGAUUUCAGACAGCAAAUUGCAGAUUCAUGGCCAAAGGCAUUCGAAGACUCCAAUGCAAGAAACAAAUGGGGAUGGAAGGAAGAAUUUGAUUUGGAUAAGAUGACUCGAGACAUGAUCAUCCAUUUGAGAGAAAAAAUUGGAUGUAAGGUUGAGGUGAGAGGUCUUUAG
Naegleria lovaniensis is the source of this 1041-nucleotide messenger RNA. RefSeq lists its product as uncharacterized. The record is from RefSeq and is a predicted model, not a curated record. NCBI's taxonomy places the organism in Eukaryota, Heterolobosea, Eutetramitea, Acrasida, Naegleriidae. Gene Ontology annotation, molecular function: L-threonine 3-dehydrogenase activity. Bases 1 to 1041 code for a protein of 346 amino acids. Gene Ontology annotation, biological process: L-threonine catabolic process. The transcript is spliced from 5 exons.